This is a messenger RNA of Branchiostoma floridae (Florida lancelet), 1481 nucleotides long. RefSeq names its product probable weak neurotoxin 3FTx-Lio1. NCBI's taxonomy places the organism in Eukaryota, Metazoa, Chordata, Leptocardii, Amphioxiformes, Branchiostomatidae. Bases 22 to 411 code for a protein of 129 amino acids. The record is from RefSeq and is a predicted model, not a curated record. The transcript has 2 exons.
UCGUGUCCAUUCUUUUGACCCAUGGUCUAUGUAUUGCUGUUCACAGCAUUCGUGGGGCUGGGAGGAGCCCUGCAGUGCCGGACGUGUACUGCCACCCUCACUAACGACUCGGACUGCAAGAACAACGCCUCGGCGGUCGCGUCUGAGACCUGUUCUCAAAACGAAACAUACUGCUACGUGUUGGUGGCGACGGUCUUCACGGCUCGGUCCCAUGUGGAGCGAGGCUGCGCCUCCACGUGCUCGGUCACCGACAACUGCAAGAACAUCAUCGGCACGGGUGACUGCUACCGCUGCUGCGAGACGGACAACUGCAACACCGAGACGCCUGACUACGGAGGCGCCAGUGCCGUCCACGUGUCUCUCGCCGUGCUGAUAGCAGCUGCCAUCGGCACCAUAGCGUCUGUGCUGUGAUAGGGAAACAAACAGUGAACAACGCCACGAUACCUAACGUUACCAUAGCAUCAUUGACACAGAAUAUUCAAUAUUAUGACACCAAGCCAACAUAUGCGCAAUGCAGCUUCAAAUCAUUCUAACUUAGUAAACUUUUUAUCAAAUUCAUUGCAAAAGUCUCAAAGCUCGAUGCAAAUAUGAGAUACUGUGUUGAAAAUAAAUGAACGUAAAGAGUCCGUCGUAACUUUCAGAAGAAUUUGUUUGGUUGCAGAAUUCUCACCCAAUCUGCAUCUCAAGCCAACACCUUCCGUUCUUUGUUCGGGACUAUACAUGUAUAUUUCCGACUGUUGUGCCUGGGACUGUUGGGUAUCAGUAGCGUUGUUCUCAGGUGUUUGUAAUAGUCGUACCUAAAUGAUUUGUUUAUGAUGUCCUUCUUGUUUGAUCAAGCAGAACUGAAGUUACACAAAUCCAUAAUAACACGAUGUACUUAGAGUUGCAUUUUAUAUUAAUCUAGCAUCUAUAUAGUCUUCCAUUGGGUUUUUGGAGAGUCUCCUUUGUUAGAAGUGAUGGUAUUUUGACUUGACGUGGGGAGCUACGACUCUUCAGGAGAGAUCAAAUGACUAGCUCGCCCCUCUAACACAGAGAGACUUCAGGAAGUGUGAAGACUAACUAUACACACUCAUCAUGUUUUAAUUAUAAUUCACAGGGAAACUUUAAAUCACAUUACCCCUAAACUAUAUAUGCAAAAAUGACUGUUACUGGCGACAUAAAAAAACGUUUUAUUGACUUUAAUAUUAGUGUUCUUAUCAACAAAUUCUCCAUAUCGAUGAUUAAGCGGAAAUGCCACAAUGAUGAUUGUAAUCGACUAGAAAAUGAUGGAAUGGAAAGAUCAGUCAACAGAGGAAGAAAAACACGACAAUUUGAAAUGGAUGGGGAGAUAGACGCCAAUGUUUGAGAAGAAAAACAGUUCACAUGAUUGAUGUAAUUUUAUGUAAUACUUGUGUUUAUCAACGAAAUACAUCUGAGGACAAAUUAUCUGGAAAUCCCUAAUACACUUGAAUAAAGUACGUUUGCACAUAUAUUACCCUUCA